Messenger RNA from Trametes versicolor FP-101664 SS1, 1200 nucleotides. RefSeq lists its product as uncharacterized. The transcript is spliced from 7 exons. NCBI's taxonomy places the organism in Eukaryota, Fungi, Basidiomycota, Agaricomycetes, Polyporales, Polyporaceae. The coding region runs from base 1 to 1200 and encodes 399 amino acids. The record is from RefSeq and is a predicted model, not a curated record.
AUGUCAGCGACAGCGACGCUUGCGACCCUUCGCGAGCAGGCAGAUCUGUAUGCGGAGGUAUACAAGGAGCACCUCGAGAGCACUCAGAGUCUCCAGCAUACGCUGAUGCAAGAUAUCCUCCCCGGAAUGGUAGAUGAGCUUGACCUGCAGGAAGAGGACGAGGAGAGGGCAAGACUGUGGCUGGGUGAUCUUCAUACGAUAUUCAGGAUACUCAGGCGCCACAAAUUCACUGUCCCAUUCGCCUUGGAGCAUGUCCGGGACAUCUUGCUUUGGCGGUUGGCGGUCAUUCCUGCCUCGAUCCCGCGCGGCACCUCAUCGUUUCUACAAUGCCUUCCCUUGGCUGCCCGGGACCCUCUCGGUAGACCUAUCGUCGUAGUCAAGCUGGCCGGGCUCUUCGAGUGCUCGGGGAACGUGCGUGAGGCGCUUAUCCGCUACAUGGAACUCCUUCGCUUGAAUCUUGAAGCGAUUAACGUGAACGCGGGAGAAGGCAAUCCUUCUCCGGUCAUGCAGUAUGUUGCCUUGUUGGACAUCGGCGGUAUCUCUGUGCAGAGUCAACAGAGCACAGAGGUCGUGAGUUGGUAUGUGUUGGAGCUGGUCCCUCGUUUUCCGGGCAUGCUCGCCGCGACGUUCAUUCUCAAUUAUUCCUGGGCACAUUCAGGCGUCUGGAAUAUCUGCAAGCGUGUGCUGCCAAAGUCCGCUCUGUUGCGGGUAUUUUUCCCGUCACAAGAGGAGCUGCUGCAGGUUAUUUCCCCGUCCGCUUUGCCACAGGAAUAUGGCGGCUCUCUUGCACCGCUGUCCCAGCUGGAGGAUCCCCUCGAGAAACUGACCGCUCCACCGCCUGUCCUCUUCCCGGCAUCCCCGACCAAAUCUGUCCGGUUGGAGCUGCCACCGAGUUCGAGCAUUGCUCGUGUGCCUUCCAUCUCGCCAACCUCGCACCUCAACCCGUACUUCGGAUAUCCGGUCUCCGGUCGUGACGCGGCAACAACGCCGCGGCUCAGACACGGUCGCCAGCGCAAACGCGACCUCCUCCGGACCCUGGCCGGGCUCUGGUGGGGCAGGUGGAGGGGCCGCGUCUAUCUGCUUCUCUGCAUCGUGCUCGCGGUCGUGAUGGUUACACCACGCCGCCAUCCGCGCAUCCUCCGAUGGAAGCAGGCCGUGCGCCGUCUGCUGGGCAGCGGGGGCCCGCCGGCCUCGCGCUGA